ACCUUUGGUGGCGUAUGAAUACGUCGAAGUGACACGUCUUCUGUAGCAGGUGUACAACGUAGAGAAAUUAUCAAUUGGACGCGAGGGAUAUCGGGAAAAAAAAAAUGAGAUUUACGUAUUCGGCGACUGCAAGAGCGUUCACCACAGACCUUAUCUUCGUGUUUUUACUAUAAUAAUGUCACGUGUGGUUUUCAGUUGACGUGCUUUCUUCAGCGUGACUGUAGUUUAUCCGCAUCAAAGACAUCCACUCCUUAAAGAUAUGUCUGGUACAUAUACACCAGCUCCUGGGGGGCCGUUCUCUGCUCUCACUCCAAGCAUGUGGCCUCAGGAUAUUUUGGCCAAAUACCAUCAGAAAGACCCCAAAGACCAGCCUGAGGUUCAAUACGAUGAGUUUGGCUUCAAAGUCAACACUGAAAACGACGGGGAGCUCCAGUCUUGCCUGGGCUCUGAGGGUUCCCCACAGCGUGAAGACCCCCAGCAGCGACUGCGCUGGCAAGCCCACCUGGAGUUCACCCACAACCACACGGUGGGUGACCUGACCUGGGAUCUGAUUGAUCCCGUUCUUCCCCGCUCGGAGCGCCUGCGCUCCCUGGUUCUUGGUGGGAUUCCUCACAGCAUGAGGCCACAGCUGUGGAUGCGUCUGUCUGGAGCGCUGCAGAAGAAAAGGACUUCAGAGAUCUCCUACAAAGAAAUAGUCAAGAAUAGCUCUAAUGAUGACAGCAGUACAUCCAAACAGAUAGAGAAGGACUUGUUACGGACGAUGCCGACCAACGCCUGCUUCAACAGUCUGAACAGUGUAGGAGUGCCGAGGUUGAGACGGCUCCUGCGGAGCCUGGCGUGGCUCUACCCAGACAUCGGGUACUGUCAGGGGACCGGCAUGGUGAUCUCCUGCCUGCUCCUCUUUCUGGAGGAGGAAGAUGCUCUGUGGAUGAUGUGCGCUCUGAUCGAAGACCUCCUCCCUCCAUCCUACUUCUCCUCAACUCUGCUAGGAGUCCAAACAGACCAGCGGGUUCUUCGCCAGCUGAUUGUUCAGUACUUGCCGUCUCUUGACCACCUCCUCCAGGAGCACGACAUCGAGUUGUCGCUGAUCACGCUUCACUGGUUCCUGACAUCAUUUGCUAGUGUUGUGGACAUCCGUCUACUCCUUAGGAUCUGGGAUCUCCUCUUCUAUCAGGGCUCGCUGGUUCUAUUCCAGGUCACUCUUGGCAUGCUAAAGAUCAAGGAGGAAGAACUUGUAUCAUCAGAGAACUCUGCGUCCAUUUUUAACACUCUGUCAGACUUGCCGAGUCAGCUACGAGACGGCGCGAGUGUUCUGGGAGAGGCUAUGCGACUAGCAGGAGGAUUAUCGCAGGAAACGGUAGAAGCUCAACGACAUAAGCACCUAGCAUACAUCCUGAACGAACAGGCACAGCUGAACAACGGAAACAACACAACACUCAAUCUCAACAAGGUGGUGAGGAGACAGUCCCUGCGCAGAAGAUCCACCCUCACCUCUCUGUUAUUUGGCCAGGACGAGGCGGAAGCCCUGAAAUCAAAGAACAUUAAACAGACCAAGUUGGUGGCUUCCCUCCGGGAGGCCAUCACUCGCACUGCAGAGCAUUUCCACUGUUUGGACCCACGUCACUCCAGCGCUGAACUCACACCAGAUUAUUCCAUGGAGAGCCACCAGCGAGACCACGAAACCUUUCUCGUGGUGUCCCGUAACCGGCGGAGACGGGCCAAGGCGCUGCUGGACUUUGAGCGCCAUGAUGACGAUGAACUGGGCUUCAGAAAGAAUGACAUCAUCACGAUCAUCUCACAAAAAGAUGAACACUGCUGGGUCGGUGAGCUCAAUGGUCUCAGAGGUUGGUUUCCAGCAAAGUUUGUGGAGAUCCUCGAUGAAAGAAGCAAAGAGUACUCUCUCGCAGGUGACGACUCUGUCACUGAGGCGGUGACGGACCUGGUGAGGGGCACUCUGUGUCCCGCUCUGAAGGCCAUCUUUCUGCACGGACUGAAAAAACCUUCCAUUCUGGGUGGACCCUGUCAUCCAUGGCUGUUUAUAGAGGAGGCUGCCAGUAGAGAGGUUGAGAGAGACUUUAACUCUGUCUACUCCAGACUGGUUCUCUGUAAAACCUACAGGCUAGAUGAAGAUGGGAAAGUGCUUACUCCAGAGGAGCUGUUAUACAGAGCAGUGCAGUCCGUCAACAUGAGCCACGACUCCGCACAUGCUCAGAUGGACGUCAAGUUUAGGUCUCUUAUCUGCGUCGGCCUGAAUGAGCAGGUGCUGCACUUAUGGUUGGAGGUUCUGUGCUCCAGCAUGGCGGCUGUAGAAAAGUGGUAUCAUCCGUGGUCGUUCCUUCGCAGUCCUGGAUGGGUGCAGAUCAAGUGUGAGCUAAGGGUCCUAUCAAAGUUUGCAUUCAGUCUUUCUCAAGAUUGUGAGCUUCCUGAGAAGAAAGAGGAGAAGGAGCAGAAACCGCUGAAGGAAGGCGUGCAGGACAUGCUGGUGAAGCAUCACCUGUUUAGCUGGGACAUAGACGGUUAAACAAAACACUACAUGUGGUCGUACACUCCUCUCUGCUGCGGUCCUGCUCACGUUUGUCUUUUUGGAAGCUGACUAAAAAGACAAACCAGGACACUUGGACACUAAAUCCUCCUGCUGUCGGCAUGGAAACGCCCACUCCUGACUCUUAUAAAGUCCAGCUGAUUCUUCAGAAGUGCCGAAGCAAAACCUACAGCAUAUCUACGGCAAAGUUUAUUUUUAUUCACACCCUACACUCAAAGCUCCACUACAAGAUGAAAACAUAUUUAUAGAAAUGUAUAUAUAAAACACUCCUGCAGUGCAGAAUAUUGUGUACUACUGUGUUCCAACAGUAUUCCUUCAGUACACAGCACUUUGUCAUCUCUUCUCUUGCACAUUUAGAGGUGAUCGCCCUAAAAGUGUUCAGUCUAUUUCCUCCUCAGUGUUGAGUACAGAGAACAGCACUCUUCAACUUAUUAUUGAGAGGAACACAACUCUGUCUACAAGUGGAUUGAAUGUUUCAGUGCUGUAAUGUUACCAUAGUGACUCACAACUGUGUGCUACCUUUGAAUGGUAGGGAAAAUAUACUUGUACAAUAGAUCAUGUACACAAAGUGAAUCAUUUUUGUGUUGUAUAAAUACAUGUUACAAACAACUACCA
Molecule: messenger RNA, 3157 nt
Organism: Oryzias melastigma (Indian medaka)
Lineage: Eukaryota; Metazoa; Chordata; Actinopteri; Beloniformes; Adrianichthyidae
Gene: sgsm3
Product: small G protein signaling modulator 3
Exons: 21
Coding region: 260-2521 (753 amino acids)
Molecular function (GO): protein binding
Source: RefSeq, a predicted model, not a curated record